AUGACUGGGUUGCCUCAAUGUGCUGAGUCUAUUAGUAGGCUAGCCAACCAAACAGGUUCUUUAAGGGAAUAUGAAGAUCUCCACAUUGUUCUUCGAAAUUUGUCAAGAGCUGAUCUUGAAGUUGCAGUUACUCAGUACAAAUUACUGGAUAUAUUCAGUCACAUGGACCUGAGCGACGGUAACUUCUCCGAAGCUGCUUUAAACAUUGCAAUGGUAAUUUUUUCAACAUUCCGUCUAAUUGAGUUUGCAAACUCUCAUGAGACAGAAUUGCUCAAAUGUAUUACGUCUAAAAAUCUACCACUUAGAGAUUUUGUAAUAUCAAGAUUGACUGACGGCGUUAAAAACUCAUCUCCGGAAGAUAUAAAUAUACCAGAAACUAUUUUACUGGAGAUUAGCAAAAUUGCAAUAAUAGAAGAAAUCACAACAGCAUCAUCUGCUCGUUCAUUCCUCAUGGCUUUCGGGAUAUGCCAUCCAGAUGGAGUUAAAAUUCUUCUUAAUAAUGAGUCAAUACUAGCUUUCUUUGCAUCGAUCAGUUCGGAUGAGGAUGUCGUUCGCUUGACGGAAAUUUUCGCACAUAUAGCAUCAAAACGGCAGGAUACUUUCAAGGAAAUGACCGAACAAAGGGUCUUUGAUCGGUUGAUUACAAUUUCAAGGACAAACGACCCUCUUUUGCAGCUAAACGUCACUGCUGUGCUUAAAUUACUUCUCGUUUGCCCAAGCGGUCGAGCUUUUCUGCAGCUAAGGUACCUUUAUUUCUUCUCUUCUCUUGCCGAAGAAGAACCAGUUGCUUUUCUUGGCAAUCCUGAUUACCGUCAACCCCUUGCCAUUUGCCUAUCGAAAUAUCUAUCUUCAUCUGAUCCUAUUAUUACAACCUGUGCUAUUGAAGCAAUCGGUCAAAUGUGCAUUACCAUUAAUGGGAAGAGGGAACUCGCUGAAUAUCUAAAAUUUGGUGGUUGCUUGUCUCCGCUAUUUACUAAAGCUGGUGCAGUUAUGAUGAACGCGUCUUCACAUUCCCUUCCAAGGAUUUUGGUAGCUCUGUCGGACAUAAUAAAUCUGCCAGUUGCCCAAGAUAAUCUAACCGACUUGAUACCCAUUUGUGAAUUGACUCAGGAAUGGUUCGGUCAGCUAUGUGCUCCUGGCCCCCAAAUCAAGUCUUUGAGUCGCAUUUGGGAUUUAGCUAAGCAACCGUUCAAGGAAGUGAGGUCUGCGUCGCUCAAACUCCUACGUUCAAUAGCUACAGAGCCAUGGGGAAUAACAAUGUUCGCUGAAUUACCUGGCUUUAUGGAAUAUCUUCUCAACCCAACUACUGAGACUGGUACGGCUAUGGACGGGCACAGUCUGCAACCAGAGAAGUUUAGAAUUAUUGAGCAGUGCGAACGAACGCAAGAACUAUGGAAGGGUGUUGCGCCAGCAUGGCCCUUGUUCGACGACUUAAUGACCGCCAGGGUGAAGAAAGGCAUUGAAGAGGGAGUUUGGGGAAUGAGAAAGGCCGAAGCAGCUGUCGCUAUGGACAACGAAUAA
Messenger RNA from Rodentolepis nana, 1521 nucleotides. The record is from the annotation of a GenBank genome assembly. NCBI's taxonomy places the organism in Eukaryota, Metazoa, Platyhelminthes, Cestoda, Cyclophyllidea, Hymenolepididae.